AUGGCUUAUAUUGUCCCCCUACAUCAUGCUAGCAGCAUUAGCAAUGCUAUUACACUACAGUUCAUGAAGCCAGGGGAGGAUUGUUUGGUUAUUGCGAAAUCGAAUCGUCUUGAGCUCUACACGAAAGCACCCGAUGGCCUUGCCCUAAAAUAUUCCAAAGCUGUCUAUGGAAAAAUCUCCGUCCUGCAAAAACUCCCGCGCCCCAAUCCUUCCGAGACAGAUCUUCUUUUCGUCGGUACCGACCGAGAUGCAUACUUUACGUUGUCUUGGAAUUCAGCUACUGGUCAGCUGCAUACCGAGCAAAAGUAUGUGGACAUGGCGGACCCUUCAUUGCGAGAUAGCCAGAGCGGGGACCGAUCAUGGGUCGAUCCCUCCGGGAAGUUCCUGACGCUCGAGAUAUACGAAGGUAUAAUUACAGUCAUACCUAUUGCUCAAGAGCCGUUGAAGCGUUCAUCGUUAUCCGGUCCUUCGCUCGGGCCACCCAAGGAGCGGGCUCAUCUAGGAGAACCCGUUCAGGCCAGGAUCGAGGAACUCGCAAUUCGAUCUACCGCAUUUUUGCACCAGGAUUCAUCACGGGUCCCGCGGAUAGCAAUCCUUUAUGAAAGUACGGACGGCAGAGUAAAACUAAAAUUGCGAGACCUGAUAUACACGAGAGGGGUUGUUAAUGGUGAAGCCAGCGUUGCGGAAUUCCACAACGUAGAUGAACUUUACGACAAUUUAGAGCUCGGAGCUGAGAUUUUAGUCCCUGUCCCAUUGCCCCUUGGCGGCAUCCUUAUCCUUGGUGAAAAGUGUAUCAAGUAUGUUGAUACAAUCUCAAACGAAACCAUUACACUGCCCUUGGAAUACAAUACUGUGUUUGUAGCCUGGGAGCAGCUAGAUAAUCAAAGGUGGCUGCUGGCAGACGACUAUGGGCGACUGUUCUUCCUGAUGUUGGUGCUGGACUCUGCAAAUGCGGUUAGGACCUGGAAGGUUGACUUGCUUGGAGAGACAUCUCGCGCAUCGGUCCUUGUCCAUCUCGGUGGAGGAGUGGUGUUCCUAGGCUCUCAUCAGGGAGAUUCCCAUGUCAUCAGAAUCACCGAGGGUUCUUUCGAGAUAAUCCAGACUCUUUCCAAUAUCGCCCCCAUCCUUGAUUUCACGGUAAUGGAUUUGGGACAUCGCGGAGAUACACUGACACACGAAUUUUCCUCUGGGCAAGCCCGAAUUGUAACCGGAUCUGGAGCCUUUCAUGAUGGAAGUCUAAGGAGCGUCCGAAGCGGAGUUGGCAUGGAAGAUUUAGGAGUUCUGGGUGCAAUGGAACAUAUCACCGAUUUAUGGGGACUAUCUGCCUUUUGUGCGGAAGAGAACUGUGACACUCUCCUCUUAGCCUUUGUGAAUGAAUCAAGGGUGUUCCAUUUCUCACCUGAUGGGGAGGUGGAAGAGAAAGACGAGUUCCUCGGCCUAUUGUUGGGAGAAACCACCCUUCAUGCCUCCAAUCUUGCUGGUUGUCGCAUAUUGCAAGUGACGGAGCGCACAGCCAGGAUUACAGACGUGGAAAGUGAACUGGUAAUAUGGCAUUGGUCUCCGUCUGGCCAUCAAAAAAUCACUGCCGCUGCCGUCAAUGAACAGUAUUUGGUGUUGAUGAUCGGUGGCCAGGAAGCUGUCAUAUUCGACAUCGCUAGCGAUAUUCAAGUAUCUGGGCCAAAAACCUUCAAAGCUAACAAACAAGUUUCUGGUGUCACUCUCACUUCGUCGCCUGCUCAAGCCUGCAUUUUCUGUUUUCCUCAAUCGGCAGAAAUCAGUAUUGUGAAUCUCACCGAUUUGACCAUUCGGCAUACCGAAACUCUGGGAGAGCCAGGAGAUGCCGUUCCACGAUCGGUGCUGGUAGCCAAUAUGAUUCCGAGCAAACCACCGUCUCUUUUCGUUUCAAUGGCCGACGGGAGCGUUUUUUCAUUUUCCCUCAACGCUGAAGAUUAUUCGCUGUCAAAUGCUAACAAGCUUGUCCUUGGGUCAGAGGCCCCAGUAUUCAAAUUGCUUCCCCGGGGAGAUGGUCUCUUCAAUGUCUUCGCAACUUGUGACCAUCCUAGUUUGAUAUAUGCAUCUGAGGAUAGAAUCGUGUACUCCGCCGUUAAUUCGGACAAGGCAACUCGCAUUUGUCAUUUCAAUGCAGAGGCAUAUCCGGGUGCAAUCGCAGUUGCCACUCCUGAUGAAAUUAAAAUCGCUCUCGUGGAUGCAGAGCGUACCACCCAGAUACAAACAUUGAUGAUCAAUGGGACCGUCCGGAGGAUAGCCUAUUCCGCGGCAGAACGGGCUUUUGGACUUGGAACUGUUCGAAGAUCCCUAGUACAAAACGCGGAGGAGGUAAAGAGCUAUUUUAUUCUUUCAGACGAAAUAAUGUUCCGCCAGUUGAGUGUGUUUGACCUAAACUCGAAUGAACUUGUCGAGUGUGUUAUACGUACGGAGCAUCCCGCUUUCAACGGUCAACAAAACAACGGCCGCCCGAAGGACAUCUUCAUCGUCGGUACCUCAGUAUUAGACCCGGCCGAGGCACCGGAAAGUCAAACAAAGGGUAGAAUCCUCAUAUUCGACGUCGGUGUUAAUCGAGAGUUACGAAUGGUAUCGGAAUUCCCCGUCCGAGGCGCAUGCAGAGCGCUGGCCAUGGUGAAUGGUAAAAUUGUCGCGGCGCUUAUGAAAAGUGUUGUGAUUUUAAGUAUGAAAAAGGGCAAUUCUUAUAGCAUCGAUAUAGGGAAAGAAUCGAGCUAUCGGACAUCCACGGCGCCUGUCGACCUCUCCGUCACAGAUAACAUCAUUGUUGUCGCGGAUCUGAUGAAGAGCAUCUCGCUUCUUGAGUACCAGGCCGGGGAAGCAGGACAGCCAGACAGCUUGAAAGAAGUAGCACGCCAUUACCAGACAUUAUGGACAACAACGGCAGCCCCAAUUGCAGAAAACGCGUUUCUCGUAAGUGACGCGGAAGGAAAUCUAGUGGUUCUGAAUAGAAAUACAACCGGUGUGACAGAGGAUGAUAAACGUCGGAUGCAAAUAACUAGCGAAUUGCGGUUGGGCACAAUGGUCAAUAGGAUUCGUCGUAUGGAUCUCCAAGCCUCUCAGUCGUCUCCAGUGAUUCCCAAGGCUUUCUUGGCUACGACUGAUGGCUCCAUCUACCUAUUUGGAGUCAUUGCCCAGUUUGCCCAAGACCUUCUAAUGCGCCUCCAGUCUGCUCUCGCCAGCUUCGUUGCGAGUCCCGGCGGGAUACCCUUCAGUGGGUACCGGGCGUUCAAAAGCGCGACACGUCAAGCUGACGAGCCAUUUAGAUUUGUGGACGGGGAACUUGUUGAGCAAUUCUUGGACUGCCCGUUAGAAGUCCAAGAAGCUGUUCUAGCCAAGAUGGAUGGCGGUGGAAGGGAUGUGACUUUAUCGCAACUAAAAGAUAUUGUUGAAAGAUUAAAAAGGAUGCAUUAG
Messenger RNA from Uncinocarpus reesii 1704, 3435 nucleotides. RefSeq lists its product as uncharacterized. Gene Ontology annotation, biological process: DNA repair; proteasome-mediated ubiquitin-dependent protein catabolic process. Gene Ontology annotation, molecular function: protein binding; nucleic acid binding. The record is from RefSeq and is a predicted model, not a curated record. The coding region runs from base 1 to 3435 and encodes 1144 amino acids. The transcript is spliced from 5 exons. Lineage: Eukaryota; Fungi; Ascomycota; Eurotiomycetes; Onygenales; Onygenaceae. Gene Ontology annotation, cellular component: site of double-strand break; nucleus.